CACUGCCUCCACUUUGCGCGGGAAUUUUGGAGCCGGCGGUGGCCCUGAGAUGGCACAGAAUGCGGACCCUGAGCUCGUGGACAGCAGGAGCGGAAGCCCUAGCCUGGACCGAGGCAUUCCCGAAGGUUCUCCACCAAAGUUGGCUUCCUUGAAUGAUGCUAAGACAGCAAGAGAGCCUAAACAGGAAGUAGUCAUGCCCAAGAUUCAAGAUCAUCAAAUGACAUCAAACCCUACUCCUCUGAAAAUCUGUACUGCAUCUUCUGCCAUCCUGGAAACUGCCCAAGAUGUCUCAAGAAAAAGAAAAAAUUCUGAGAAUAGCCCUAAAACAGGAAAAAGUGAAGAUCUCAACCCCACUUACAUGGACCCACAAGAGCAUAACAACAAUCAAAAAACCAAGCGGCAGUCCUGGCGUAGGGCUAGUAUGAAAGAAACAAAUCGUCGGAAGUCACUGCCUCCCUUUCACCAGGGUAUCACAGAGCUCAGCAGAUCUAUAAGCAUAGACUUGGCAGAAAGCAAACGCCUUGGCUGUCUUCUACUCUCCAGUUUUCAGUUUUCUGCAAAGAAACUUGAACUUUUUCUGAAAGACGUUGAUGGCAUCAGUCUUGAUACUUUUAGAGAGAGAGUGUCUUCAAUUUCUGAAGAAUUUAAGCAUUUUACAAAGAGACUAGAAGAUGAUGGGACCUUACAAAAAUGCUCUGAAGAAUCAAAAGGGCAGUCAACAGACAUUGCCUUGGAAGCAUCAAUGACAGAGAUAAAAGAAUAUAUAGCCAGGCUUUCUUUGGAGUGUAUGAAUUGGGAUCAACUACUGCUACAUCAUCAGAAAAUAGCUGAAGAAAUAUCCAGGCUCCUAUCAUUUCAGUGGCUUCUCUUGCAUAGUCGCUGGACACUAGAGGAAGCCAAAAUAACUGAUGUACAAAUAGACCCUGCUCUGUAUCUUCAGUCUUCACAAAGUGAAGUUCUUAGCACAAAACCUGAUUACCAGAAAAUACUAGACAGCCAGAAUGAGGUUUUCAACUGCAUGGAGAUGGUGAUGGAUGAACUACAAGGAUCAAUAAGACUAUUGUAUUCUUUUAUGGAAACUACUACCCAGUUCUUCAAGAAGGUGUCAAUGCAGCUUGGAAAAAGGACUGCCCAGCAGUUGGAAACCUCACCAAUUCGAAAACUGCUCAAUCCUCAGCUACAAAAACCAUCUCUCACACACUAAGGUUCUGCUAAUGAUCACAGUCUUCAUAUAUUUCCUCCAAAUUGUCAUUCAGAUGGUUGCAGAUAAGAAGAUGCUGCCUUUUAUGGAAUGACUAUAAAUUAAUGGGACACUUUUUCAAACAGGCACCAGCACUUAACUACUAUUGAGUGUUCAUUUAUAACUUCCUUUCCAGAGUCCACUGAUAAAUGCCUUUACUCAAGAUAUUUUUGGAAUUUGGAUUUAUUUUUAUUUGGAUAUUAUUUGGAUAAUGACACAUCUUUUUUUUUUUUCUUAUGUGACUCUAUAGGGAAUUCUUAAAAUGUUUGGAUUAAUAACAUCACUAAAGUAGAUCAGUGGCCCCCAAAGGAACUGACUUUGAAGGAUAAAUAUAAUUUGCUUUAAUAUUGUGUCUCAUUACAUUAGUCAUCAUGUACAUAUCUCUCCUUCCCAUGUUUGUCUUAAUAUUUAUGUUGACUAUCCAAGUCCCUCCCAAAUGUGCACAAAUACUUGGUUUUAUUUUCUAAAAUAAUGUACAAUAAAGAUCUGCCUAUGAUGUAA
Messenger RNA from Gracilinanus agilis (Agile Gracile Mouse Opossum), 1741 nucleotides. RefSeq names its product DSN1 component of MIS12 kinetochore complex (gene DSN1). Gene Ontology annotation, cellular component: MIS12/MIND type complex. The record is from RefSeq and is a predicted model, not a curated record. Gene Ontology annotation, biological process: mitotic sister chromatid segregation; cell division. Lineage: Eukaryota; Metazoa; Chordata; Mammalia; Didelphimorphia; Didelphidae. Bases 50 to 1204 code for a protein of 384 amino acids. The transcript is spliced from 13 exons.